AUGUCAUUCCGGCGACUACUGAGUGCGGUCCGGUCAGCGCGGGAAGCCAUCACCCGAGGAGCUCCGAUGGCGGACGGACUGUUGAAAUCCUUGUUAUCAGUUAUUGUAAUAUUUUGCAUCGCGGUGUCGUCGCCUCCCUCGGCGUCUGCGAAACCGUUUGCGUUCAGUUUUCCUGCGGGAUGGUCACUGGCUGGCCUGGUGGGCACCGUGGGGGCGCGCUCUGAGGAUGCCGAGCGGAGAGAGCCAGCAGCGGGGGCAAAGCCCUACACGGGGCGACGCAUCGCUAACGACACGCUGCGGAUGGUGUACCACCACGACCUGACGGUGGCCGUGGUAGAGCUGGGGCCCAAGAAGCUGCUUCUCAACUGUGAACUCAUCGAGACACAUGACGAGGAAGACACGGGCCGACUGCUGCGGCAGCUGAGCAGGAUCAACAGGCCGCUCGGAGUCACCUUCCCGCAGAUGGUCAAGCUAAUGUCACAGUGCCAGCAGGUUGCAGGCGUAGAAGCUUUAGACGAGAGCGACCAUCCUAUCCUUGGUAGUACCGGUGGAGGCUGGCGAGAAACCGGCACCGCACGAGCCCGGCUAGAUGCUGGUGGCGCACAUGCUGGGCUGUUAGGGGGCAGUCCACUCACAUUAUUGCAAGGAAUUAUACCAGGUACAAAGUGGUGCGGCACGGGUGACAUAGCCACAGACUACCACGACCUGGGCGCAGACAGGCGCCUGGACCGCUGUUGCCGCACGCACGACCUCUGCCCCACGAAGGUGCGCGCCUUCUCCAGCCGCUAUAACCUCACCAACAACUCACUAUACAGCAAGUCUCACUGUACUUGUGACGACAUGCUCUUCGAUUGCCUCAAGACCACCAACACCUCCGCCUCACAUCUCAUGGGACACAUCUACUUCAACAUCGUUCAAGUACCCUGCCUCGAGGACGUCGACGACGCUCGACGAUUUCGUAAUGCUAGGCUGGGAUUUUAA
Spodoptera littoralis (African cotton leafworm) is the source of this 981-nucleotide messenger RNA. The record is from the annotation of a GenBank genome assembly. Lineage: Eukaryota; Metazoa; Arthropoda; Insecta; Lepidoptera; Noctuidae.